Messenger RNA from Trematomus bernacchii (emerald rockcod), 6246 nucleotides. It is a transcript of the gene dnmbp, whose product is annotated as dynamin binding protein. Gene Ontology annotation, biological process: intracellular signal transduction. The transcript has 17 exons. Lineage: Eukaryota; Metazoa; Chordata; Actinopteri; Perciformes; Nototheniidae. Gene Ontology annotation, cellular component: cytoplasm. Gene Ontology annotation, molecular function: guanyl-nucleotide exchange factor activity; protein binding. The record is from RefSeq and is a predicted model, not a curated record. The coding region runs from base 327 to 5384 and encodes 1685 amino acids.
GUUGUAUGUAGGCAUGGAGAGGAGCAAAGCGACUCGUCUGCUCCCGUUUCUAAUGUGAUGACAGCUGAAUGUACCGACACACAGCCGGGACCACCGUGUCACUUUCCCGUGUCAAUAUGACUGCUUGACAUUUACGCCGAAAGAAAGUAUUUUUCUCCGGGAAUAAUGACUCCAGAGUUGCGGGGAGUGUAGCCGCUGAAAGUUGAGUCGAGGGGAAAAGCAGCUCCGCCACCAUAUCAGCAGGCUGGAGAAGUUGGAUAUCUUGUCUGACUGGACAUUUACCACAUUUUCCACAGGACGAUAAGACACUUUAAAGGUUAUGAGUAAUGGAAGCAGGGUCGGUGGUGCGUGCCGUCUUUGAGUUCCUUCCCAGCGUCUCCGAGGAGCUGCCACUCUUCCCCGGUGAUGUCAUCGAGGUGCUCAGUGUCGUGGAUGAGUUCUGGUUGCUUGGUAACAAAGAUGGCGUCACAGGUCAGUUUCCCACCACCUUUGUGGAAGAGAUCACAAUCCCCAGCAGCAAGCCUGGAGACAGACUUUACGUUUGCAUCAAUGAUUUCAACUCCGCAGAGCAGGGGAACCUGUCCCUGAUUAGAGGUGAUGUGGUAGUUGGAGAGGCAGGAGGGUCCAUAAACCUCGAUGAGACCUGGCAGCGGGGUUGUAAUGCCUUGGGCGUCCGCGGUCUCUUCCCCACAUCAUGUGUGAAGGAGCUGGCCCUCUCAGGUCGCUCCAGGCAGCUGUCUGAACGCUCCGCUCAGGCCCAGGCGUCAGAGCUCCCCCCGUACGCCCUAGGCCAGGCUCGGGCCCUCAUGAGCCUCCAUGCGCAGCUCAACGAGGAGCUGGACUUCCGCGAGGGCGACCUGAUCAUCAUCACCGGCCUGCCAGAGCCGGGCUGGUUCCAGGGGGAGCUGAAUGGCCACAGGGGCAUCUUCCCAGAGGGGUUUGUGGAGCUCCAGGGAUCCAUCCGAUCUCCUCAGGAGCCCGAGGACUGCCAGUAUUUGAACAAUGAUUCUGAACAAUAUAGCUACGACGAUCAAUAUGAUGCAGAAGAUGGGGCAGAAGUUGUAGAAGGAGUGGUGUUUAUGAGAGAGGAGGAGGAGGAGGAGGAGCAGAAAGAGGAUUUAGUAGAAGAAGAAGAAGAAGAAGAGGAGGAGGAGGAGGAGGAGGAGGAGGGAGGUGUUUAUGUUGUGGCACUGUAUGACUUUCGGGCCCUAGACCAAGGCGAGUUGAACUUUGAUAUGGGGGAUCGCAUACAUCUUUUAGGCACUUUGGAAGACGGUUGGCUGGAGGGGGAGCUGCGAGGGCGACACGGUAUCUUUCCUCACCGUUUUGUCAAAAUAGAGGGCGACGGGGAGAAACCGCCAGAGGAAACAAAUGUUGUUGAAGCCUCUGAGUCAGAAAAUGAUCCUGAAUGGACGACUUAUGAGGAUCAUACAGUGUGGGACCUGGACUACUUUGAGAGGAAGGAGGAGCAGAGGAGGCAAAAUGAAAACAGGAGCACUGGGGCUCAGACAAACAACAGAGGACAGAGAGACGGGGGCAGCAGACCUGAAUCUCAGCCACGUAGACCUGUGGCCCCAGCACAGAGGGGACCCGAGAGACCCAAAUCCAUUCCUCCAGCAAGACCCAGACUCCCGUCUCGGCCUAGCCUGCCCGCACGUAGCCACAGACAAAGCGGUCCAUCUUCUGGCCCUAAUCGAUCUAGCUAUCCUAACGGUAACUCUAGAUCCUUACAGCCCAAACUAACACAUAGCCUUACCCUCCCUAGCACUCAUACUGGUUGGUCUAAAAACAACAGAUACUCCCAGAGGCCACCAAAGGACGCUUCCCCCACCAGUAAGAAAAGUGGUAGUCUCGGCCAGGCCUUAUUAACCCUGGCUGAGAACCACCGGCAGAAGAAGCUAACCCGCCACGCUAGCGUCACUGAUGCUGAUAUGAUGAUGGGCAGCGCUGAGGAAAGGCAACGCUCCCGGCAGCGUGGCUCCAAUGGUGUCAUGCCAACAUCCUUGACUUUAGACGCCCUGGUAACCUCAGCUGGGGACCUGGAGGCUAAGCUAACCCAGCAGCUCUUUGAAUUUGAGAAAAGCUUGACCUACAGCGAUAGUAACGUUAGCUCUAGUGCUCCUAAUCACACGUCCUCUGCAGGCGACCUUAGCCCGCAAUCUAUGUCACGCCACUUCUCUAUCAUGGACUUCAGCGAUGAGAGCGAUAUCAUGCGAGGCACCUCACAUUCGCCUGUUUCCCACCUAUUGCAGUCGAUCUCUGCUUCCUCCUCCCUAGAGAGACGCAGGACCCUUCGCCCCCCACCUCCUCGUCCUAAAGUCCUUCGCCCACCACCUCCACCUGGGUACAAGCCAGCCCGCCCUGCUCCGCGUGCCCCUCCUCGUUUCCCGAGACAAAACACCACUCCUCCAAAUAUCUUCUACUCCCCUGAUGAAUCCGCUAUGAACCUCCUGGACGAAGUCGCAGGAAGGCAGCCUGAGUUCGGUGACCUCGCAGCCGCCCAGGAAGAAGAGAUCCAGUGCCAGCUAGAAGCGGAGAAGGAGCUGGAGAGAGAGAUGGAGUUGGAGAGUCAGAGGCAGAGGGAAGAGGAGGAGAGGUACCAGCUGCUGCUCCGGCUGCAGGAGGUGGAGCACGACAUGGAGGCAUAUGCACACACGGCAGAAGAACUCAGGACAAUGCUGGAGGAGGAGGAGGAUGAGACGGCCCGCAUGCAAGCCAUGGAGAAUCUGGAGUUCUGCAACUACACCCUGGAGACUCUGGCCCUGGAGCAGCAGCAGCUACAAGAGAUGACGCUCCUGUCCUCCCAACCCAAACCCCUGGACUCCGCCGAAACCUUGGACUCCUCCCCCGCCGCAGGCACAGGCACCGAGGACCCCGAGCUGAGGAUGCUGGAGAAGAGGUCAAAGGUCAUCGAGGAGCUGCUGCAGACGGAGAAGGACUACAUCAAAGACCUGCAGAUGUGUGUCGAGGAGAUCAUCGAGCCACUGCAGAAGAAGCAGGUGAAGAAUGUGGACUUUGAUGGGCUCUUUGGCAACAUCGGCUCUGUGAUCGACCUGUCACAACGCCUCUAUGAAACACUGCAGGACACAGACUCUAUUGGAAAUGUAUUUCUGGGCUUCAAAUCUGAGCUUGAAGAAGUGUACAAGAUCUACUGCCAGAACCACGACGAUGCCAUCUCUCUGCUCGAGAGCUACGAGAAAGAAGAAAACAUCCAGAGCCACGUGUUGGAGUGUCUGGAGAGACUGAGGGCCAUAUAUCGAGAGUGGGGGAAAACAAACUACAUCAACCUCGGCUCCUUCUUAAUCAAGCCGGUUCAGCGGGUGAUGCGUUACCCUCUGCUGCUGAUGGAGCUGCUGGGGGCCACACCCGAGAGCCACCACGAUCGGCCCCUGCUGACCGAGGCUCUGCAGGCCAUCAAAGAGAUCAACGUGAACAUCAACGAGUACAAACGCAGGAAGGACCUAGUGGUUAAAUACAGGAAAGUCGACGAGGACACGUUCAUCGACAAGAUCUCCAAGCUGAGCAUGCACUCCAUUAUCAAGAAAUCCAACCGAGUCAGCAGCCACCUCAAACACCUCACAGGAAUCUCCCCCCAGAUUAAAGAUGAAGCGUUUGAUGAAGCUGAGAAGAAGUUCAGGCUGCAGGAGAGACUCAUCAAGUCUUUCAUCAGAGAUAUUUCCUUGUACCUGCAACAUAUAAGGGAAUCGGCGUCUGUAAAGGUCUUGGCGGCCAUCAGUUUCUGUGACAUCUACACAGAGCGCAGCAUUCUCGACCCGGAGCGAUUCCAGAGAGCUCACCGCUGCAUCAGCGACAAACAGUUCACUCAAUUUAAGGAGCGCACAGAGGCCUUGGUCAUCAACCCGCUCACCCAGCUGCUCCUCAUGUUCGCCGGGCCGCACAAGCUCAUCCAGAAGCGCUUCGACAAGCUGCUGGACUACGACAACUGCAAGGAGCGCGCCGAACGCCUCAAGGACCGCCGCGUCCAGGACGAGCUGCAGGCGGCGCGCAACAACUACGAGGCGCUCAACGCACAACUCCUGGACGAGCUGCCCAAGUUCCACGGAGCAGCAGAGAAUCUGUUCACCGGCUGCGUGAGGGCCUUCGCUCACUCACAGAAGAACUUCACCAAGACCACGCUGGGAGAGCUGAAGCCCCUCCUACAAGCUUUUUCUAACAAAGUAGGCCCAGAGGGGAACCUGAUCUCUAAGUUUCAAGAGGAGUACGGUCGGGUUCUCCAACUCCUGCAGAGCUUUAGCUUCUGCCCGGAGAACCUUCCUCCUGCCGCCUCCACCAAAAAGACCUUAGAGAAGAAGACUAUGGAGAAGCAGAUUUCAAGAAAGCAUCUGCCGGCACCUCCCAACCACAUCUCGCAGACGGACGAGCACCGGGCGGGACUUCUGGCACGUUACGGACCUGAGAAACUUUUCCAGGCAGAGAGAAACUUCAACGCAGCCCAGGAUCUGGACGUGUCUGUACUGGAGGGAGACCUUGUGGGUGUCAUUAAGCAGCAGGAUCCCAUGGGCAGCAACAACCGCUGGCUCAUUGAUACAGGAGUCGGAAAGGGUUUUGUUUACAGCUCCUUCCUCAAACCCUACAACCCACGCAGGAGCCAAUCGGACGUGUCCAUCGAGAGCCAGUCGUCCAAUGAGUCGGGUUACGGCGGCUCCUCGCCUGUUUUCUCACGCCAAAACAGCAACAGCACGCUGACCUUCAACCAGGAAGCAGCCACCGUCAGCUUCUCCACGUCGCAGCCCACGGGUCAUUCCUCGCCACACCCUUCUCUCGACUCUGCCUCGUCUCGUCGGAGUAACCCCAGAGACACUCCCAGCCUCGACCCUGCCAGCCAGAGCAACUCCAUCAACUCCUCGCCCAGAAAUCCCUCAAACCGCCGGGAGUUCUCAGAACAAACUCACAGAAUUUCCUCCAGAGACACGGAGCCUUCUCACCGGCAUCACAGAGACUCGUACGAUGCGGGUGCGAGCAGCCACAAGGAGACGGCAGACCUCUCGGAGACAGACUCUUAUUCUUCACUCAGAAACAAUCGUUCACAGCGGCAUGGACACACGGACAAAACCUACAGUUCAUACCAGUUGAGAAACGGAGAUAACGGGGGCCAGAAGAGGGCCGCUCCCCCCAGAGAGGAGUACAUCGAGCCGGAGCCAGAAGCAGAAGAUGAGAGUGAAGUAGACGGUCAUCAGAUCUACUAUGCGAUCUACUCCUUCGAGGCUCGUUGUGCCAAUGAACUGACCAUCUCAGCCAAUCAGAGGCUGCGGAUUCUGGAGUUCGAGGACUUGAACGGCAACAGUGAGUGGUGGCUCGGGGAGGCGGAAGGCCGGCGAGGCUACGUGCCUUCAAACUACAUCCGCAAAUCAGAAUAUACCUGAACAAAGUUUCACCCUGAAGACUGUACGACGCCUUGAGGAAGGCUCACUCUGAGCAGACAAGCAUCUGGACACGUGGUCGCUUAUUUCUGAUCUGUUAUAUCAUGGAGUUUGAUAGUGAGAAAGACUGACCAUUGCGCCUGACUCUGCUCCUAAGAGUUAGCAUGUUAUGCCUAUAUUUAUAGACUUUUUUAUAUUAUUUUUACUUACUGGAAAUUGCACCUACUCCCUCUUGUUUCCAGUGAUAAACCUGUGAAUUGCACCAUAUUUUUGGCCAUAUUCUCUGUGGCUGAAGACAAUGAAAUGUAUGUUUUAAGAGUCUUAAAGGUUGACGCAUUGGGAGAUUGCAAUGGAAAUGUGAAUGUUUUGGGUUCAGGCUGGAUUUUUUUCUAAACAAACAUCAAGAUGUAUGAAGACAGACUUAUGUUAACACUGUGUUAAUGACUUUUUUCUGCUUGUGGUUUACCACUAGAAUGAUGAAUGAAUAUUAGAUGACAUCUAUACCGUAAUGUUCAACAAUCAAGGUUUGAGGCACUUAUGUUGAUUAUCCACUGGUGGCGAGCUUUGAAGUGUCUGUGGAGCAAUCAACAAGAAUUUGGCGUAUUGUAUGAAUUAAAUCUGUAAUAAAAACAAAGCUGAAUAUAUGGUUUAGCACUCCCCUUGUCGAUACACUUUGACACCGUGCAAACAGGUGAUGACCGGCUGAACCUGUCAGAAGAGGUUAAAGAACAGGGAGAAAGAUGUCGUGCUCCAAACUCAACUCUUUGUACAUUAUAUAUAGUGCUGUAUAUUGAGAAUAUGCUAUUGCACCCACUGUAAAGUGAUCACUGUUUGAAUAAAGAAAACAGCUCAGCUGACAAAUUAA